UAGCUGCAGGUAACACCCCCCCUUCCUCCCAAAUCCCAAACCUGCAUCUGUCGUGGCGGCCACGGAGGGUCGCCUCUGGGGGCGGAGCCCACCUCGGUCUCUCCUUCUUGGUUCUGGAUGGAAUUGCGGUGAAUGGAACAGAAGCCCAGCUCGGUGGAGUGCCUGUCGGAGCCAGAGGACACCCGGUGGCCGGAUGGGAAACGUAAAAGAAAAAGCAGCCAAUGUUCGGUGAAAAGCAGCAUGUCAGGGUACAUCCCUAGCUACUUGGACAAAGAUGAACAGUGCGUUGUAUGUGGAGACAAAGCCACGGGGUACCACUACCGAUGUAUCACCUGCGAAGGCUGCAAGGGCUUUUUCCGACGGACCAUCCAGAAGAACCUGCACCCGACGUAUUCCUGCAAGUACGAUGGCUCCUGCGUUAUCGACAAGAUCACCCGCAACCAGUGCCAGCUUUGCCGAUUCAAGAAGUGCAUUGCUGUUGGCAUGGCCAUGGACUUGGUGCUGGAUGACUCCAAGAGGGUAGCCAAGCGGAAACUGAUUGAAGAGAACCGGGAGAGGCGGCGCAAAGAGGAGAUGCUGAAAUCCCUUCAGCACCGGCCAGAGCCGACAGCGGAGGAGUGGGAGCUGAUCCACAUCGCCACGGAGGCGCACCGCAGUACCAAUGCCCAAGGCAGCCACUGGAAACAGAAGCGGAAAUUUCUGCCUGAAGACAUCGGUCAGUCACCCAUGGCCUCCAUGCCCGACGGGGACAAAGUGGACUUGGAGGCGUUCAGUGAGUUUACGAAGAUCAUCACCCCCGCCAUCACCCGCGUGGUGGACUUUGCCAAAAAACUGCCCAUGUUUUCAGAGCUGCCUUGUGAGGACCAGAUCAUCUUGUUGAAGGGCUGCUGCAUGGAGAUCAUGUCGCUGCGGGCAGCCGUGCGCUACGACCCUGAAAGCGAGACGCUGACGCUGAGCGGCGAAAUGGCCGUCAAGCGGGAACAGCUGAAGAACGGCGGUCUGGGCGUGGUGUCAGAUGCCAUCUUUGAUUUGGGCAAGUCCCUCUCUGCCUUCAACCUGGACGACACGGAAGUAGCACUGCUCCAGGCUGUGCUACUCAUGUCCUCAGACCGCAGCGGACUGAUCUGCGUCGACAAGAUCGAGAAAUGCCAAGAGACCUACCUGUUGGCGUUCGAACACUACAUCAACUAUCGCAAACACAACAUUCCCCAUUUCUGGCCUAAGCUCCUCAUGAAGGUGACGGACCUGCGCAUGAUCGGGGCCUGCCACGCCAGCCGCUUCCUGCACAUGAAGGUGGAAUGCCCCACAGAGCUCUUUCCCCCACUCUUUCUCGAGGUCUUCGAGGAUCAGGAAGUCUAGGGUGGGGGGGAGAGGGAGGGAGCAAACAGGGUGGCACGGGAGAAUUGGGGAGGCAGGCCAUUUGGGACUGGGGCAACGUCUGGACUCGGGCCACGGAGCCCCCAACCUCAUCACUUCGGACACAACAGA
Molecule: messenger RNA, 1488 nt
Organism: Euleptes europaea (tarantolino)
Lineage: Eukaryota; Metazoa; Chordata; Lepidosauria; Squamata; Sphaerodactylidae
Gene: THRA
Product: thyroid hormone receptor alpha
Exons: 8
Coding region: 133-1359 (408 amino acids)
Biological process (GO): negative regulation of transcription by RNA polymerase II; thyroid hormone receptor signaling pathway; retinoic acid receptor signaling pathway
Molecular function (GO): RNA polymerase II cis-regulatory region sequence-specific DNA binding; zinc ion binding; nuclear receptor activity
Source: RefSeq, a predicted model, not a curated record